Messenger RNA from Glycine soja, 3186 nucleotides. Its product is annotated as probable methyltransferase PMT26. The transcript has 10 exons. NCBI's taxonomy places the organism in Eukaryota, Viridiplantae, Streptophyta, Magnoliopsida, Fabales, Fabaceae. Gene Ontology annotation, cellular component: trans-Golgi network; cytoplasm; endosome. The coding region runs from base 338 to 2833 and encodes 831 amino acids. The record is from RefSeq and is a predicted model, not a curated record. Gene Ontology annotation, molecular function: methyltransferase activity.
AUCGAGAAACGCACGCCCCCGUAUUACUAUUAUAUCUAUGUCCAACACUUCCUCAUUGCAUUCCAAUUCUUUCCGCAUACUUCUCUUCUCUUUCUACCUUUGCCAUGCGCAUCACAAUGCAGGAAUAAUCUCUUCCUUCUCAGAUUCUUCGCUUUUUUUCCCCAGUAGUCAUAGUUUUGUUUCUGACUUUCUGGCAGUGUAGAUCUAUGUGAGUGUCGUUGUUUUCCCGUUGAACGCGUCUUUUCUUCUGUUUUCAAUCCGCUGAAUCUUUAGAAUUUGUUGUUGUUCCGCAAUUCUUGGUUUAAACUAUCCGUGAACCGCUGCACCCUCUGACAACAUGGCUCAAGCCAAAUAUACUAGAAUAGACAAUAACAAGCGACCGUCAAGUUACUGUUCAACAGUGACUAUUGUCGUGUUUGUAGCUCUUUGCUUGUUUGGGAUUUGGAUGAUGACAUCGUCAUCUGUUACACCCGUGCAAAAUGUAGAUGUGUCUCAGGAGAAUAAUAGUGAGGUGAAGGAACAGGCAACUGACCCCUCUAAUAACAAUUCUCAGCAGUUUGAAGAUAAUCGGGGUGAUCUGUCCGAGGAUGCAACCAAAGGGGAUGGUAGUGUCACCCCUGAUAAAAACUCUGACGUGAAAGAAAAACAGGAGGAGAAAUCGGACGAAAAGUCUCAAGAAAAACCUUCUGAAGAUACAAAAACAGAAAAUCAAGAUACAAGUGUGAGCGAGAAGAGAUCUGAUUCUGAUGAGAGCCAGCAGAAAUCUGAUUCUGAUGAGAGCCAGCAGAAAUCUGAUUCUGAUGAGAGCGAGAAGAAAUCUGAUUCUGCUGAGAGUGAGAAGAAAUCUGAUUCUGAUGAGAGUGAGAAGAAAUCUGAUUCUGAUGAGACUGAAAAGAGUUCUGAAUCAAAUGAUAACAAGCAAUUUGACUCAGAUGAAAGGGAGAAUAAAUCUGAUUCAGAUGAAAAUGAAAAGAAGUCUGGUGAUGCAAGUGAAACAACAGAUAAGACUGAAGAAAAAGUGGAACAAAGUGGUAACCAAGAGUCUGAUGAAAACUCCAAUGAGAAGAAAACAGAUGACAAUGCCAACAGUCAGGGUUCAAAUGAGGUUUACCCUUCCGUGGCUCAGUCAGAGCUUCUGAAUGAAAGUACCACUCAAAAUGGUUCUUUUACAACUCAGGCGGCAGAGUCAAAGAAUGAAAAGGAGUCUCAAGUAUCCUCCAAGCAAUCUACUAUUUGGAAACUGUGUAAUGUCACUGCUGGCCCUGAUUACAUCCCAUGCCUCGACAACUUGAAAGCAAUUAGGAGUCUUCCAAGUACCAAACACUAUGAACACAGAGAAAGGCAAUGUCCUGAAGAACCUCCUACCUGCCUUGUCCCUCUUCCUGAAGGAUACAAACGCCCAAUUGAAUGGCCCAAAAGCAGAGAGAAGAUAUGGUAUUCUAAUGUUCCACACACUAAGCUUGCUGAAUAUAAGGGGCACCAGAAUUGGGUGAAAGUUACAGGCGAGUACCUUACUUUUCCAGGUGGUGGAACCCAAUUCAAACACGGUGCACUUCAUUACAUUGACACCAUACAACAGUCUGUACCAGAUAUUGCUUGGGGCAAUCGCUCACGUGUGAUUUUAGAUGUUGGAUGUGGUGUUGCCAGCUUUGGUGGCUUUCUCUUUGAAAGAGAUGUACUUACAAUGUCAUUGGCACCAAAAGAUGAACAUGAAGCUCAGGUACAGUUUGCACUUGAAAGAGGGAUUCCUGCUAUAUCUGCUGUGAUGGGCACAAAGAGGCUUCCCUACCCUGGGAGAGUAUUUGAUGUAGUCCAUUGUGCACGGUGUAGAGUUCCAUGGCAUAUAGAAGGUGGCAAACUUCUUUUGGAGCUGAAUAGAGUUUUGCGACCUGGUGGUUUCUUUGUAUGGUCUGCUACUCCAAUUUAUCAGAAGCUUCCUGAAGAUGUUGAAAUAUGGAAUGAAAUGAAGGCACUAACAAAAGCAAUGUGCUGGGAAGUUGUGUCUAUCAGCAAGGAUAAACUUAAUGGAGUUGGUAUAGCUGUGUAUAAGAAGCCAACUUCUAAUGAGUGUUAUGAGAAACGUUCUCAGAAUCAGCCUCCUAUAUGUCCAGACUCUGACGAUCCUAAUGCAGCAUGGAACAUUCCAUUGCAAGCUUGCAUGCACAAAGUGCCUGUGAGUUCAACAGAACGUGGGUCACAAUGGCCAGAGAAGUGGCCGGCAAGACUGACCAACACACCUUACUGGUUGACAAAUUCUCAAGUUGGAGUUUACGGAAAGCCUGCCCCUGAAGAUUUUACUGCUGAUUAUGAACACUGGAAACGUAUAGUGUCCAAAUCUUAUCUUAAUGGGAUAGGAAUUAAUUGGUCUAAUGUGCGGAAUGUCAUGGAUAUGAGAUCAGUCUAUGGAGGGUUUGCUGCUGCCUUGAAGGAUUUGAAUAUUUGGGUCAUGAAUGUGGUUUCAGUAAAUUCCGCGGACACACUUCCUAUUAUUUAUGAGCGAGGUCUCUUUGGCAUGUAUCAUGAUUGGUGUGAAUCAUUUAGUACCUAUCCGAGGUCCUAUGAUCUACUUCAUGCAGAUAAUCUAUUUUCAAAUAUUAAGAACAGGUGUAAUUUAAAAGCUGUAGUGGCUGAGAUUGAUCGGAUUCUUAGGCCUGAGGGAAAGCUUAUUGUCCGGGACACUGUUGAAAUCAUUAGCGAGAUUGAAAGUAUGGUGAAGUCCAUGAAGUGGGAGGUUCGCAUGACUUACUCUAAGGAUAAGGUGGGAUUUUUAUGUGUCCAGAAGUCCAUGUGGCGGCCUAAAGAAUUGGAGACACUCGAGUAUGCUAUUGGUUAAGACGCCAGCAAGAUUAUUGUUAUAGGUGAUUUUUUGGGUUUUGGCUGCUCAAAAUUCUUUGUAUCUGUACGUCCGCCAUUAUCAUAUAUAAUUGUAGUUAGGUAAUUAUGUGUUCGUCUUUUUUCUUUGGUAAUUAUUUUUUAUCUCUGUUUACGGGUUGGUGUCUUUGUGUAACAUGCUGCCAUAGUUAAGGAAAUUUGAUCACAUUCUUUCAAAUGUAGAGGCUUUUGGUAAUUAAUAGUAGUUGAGAUUCUGGAAAAGUUAUGGUCAGAUGUUCACCAAAAGUCGGUGGUAAUUAUGUCAUUGCAUACAUGGACAGGAGCAAUAUAUUAUUGAUUCACAUUAUCAAAUAA